Bombus impatiens (common eastern bumble bee) is the source of this 3026-nucleotide messenger RNA. Its product is annotated as ankyrin-3. The coding region runs from base 607 to 1989 and encodes 460 amino acids. Gene Ontology annotation, molecular function: protein binding. The record is from RefSeq and is a predicted model, not a curated record. The transcript is spliced from 5 exons. NCBI's taxonomy places the organism in Eukaryota, Metazoa, Arthropoda, Insecta, Hymenoptera, Apidae.
UGUGCUGUCGAUUCGAUUUAGCGUGUGAGCCACAGUUGAGAAGAGACGCUCAGUGAACGGACCGAGACAGCUAGAGCGAUAAUGACUGGACAGUUUAUCUCGACGUACGGACACGAAUGCCGAUUCGCCAAAGACGCGUGCAUCGAUUUUGAUUUCGAUGGGCGAAAAAUCGAGAGGAUGCGAAGCAAGCUGUGAAGAAAAAGAAUAGAGGAAGGAAGGAAGGAAGGAAGAGAGAGAGAGAAAAGUCGAUGAUACAUUGGGAAAAUUCGAAAGAAAUGGGAUUGUAAAAUGGAGGAUCGAAGAAAGAGGCAAGAACAAGAGUACUCGACUUCGAAUCGAGUUCUUCGAAACGAAAAUUGCGUAGUUGUCGCGAACAGAUGAUUUGGUGCGCACACUCCCGCGCGUUCCCUUUGUGUUAUUUUCGGGCGGAAUCACCGUUCGAAGCUUUAAAUAGGACCGACUUUCCGACAAAGAAGACAGUUUACAACAUCGAUUCUACAUGCUGGAGCAUCGCAGAGUAUUCACCCUGAAAAAUUAUAGCGAUAAGGAGAAUCUGCAACUGUACGGUUAAUCCUUGUUUUUUGUCGAUUCGAAUAUGCACAACAGAUGCCUUCGGAAUGCAUCGCCAAUCCAUUGCAGCGAGAGCUAGCCGAUGCUAUAAUUCGAUUGCAAUCGCUCGACGAGAUUCGAAUCCUGCUGGCCUGCGGAGCGAAGGCGAACGAGCCUGUAACGCAGGGAUUGAGACCGUUGCAUUACGCCGUGUGGCAGAGGUACACGGAAGCGGCUCAGUUGUUGCUGGUACGUGGCGCGGACAUCGAUGCGACCGACGAAUGUGGCUAUUCGGCGUUGCAUCUUGCUGCUGAACAUGGUUAUUUGGAUUUAGUAAAAGUAUUGCUCGAGCAUGGUGCCAAAGUCGAUCAUAGACCGGAAACUGGAGAACUUUUUCCAAGGACAACUUUGUGCGACGAACCGCUGCGGCUCGCAUUGAGAAAUCGGCACGUAGAGGUGGCCAGAGUUCUGCUGGAAGCUGGCGCGAAUCCGAAUAAAAGAUACUUCUUUGGAUCGGAAAUUAAUCUGGUCUCUCCGUUGGAUCUGCAAUGCAUGGAGUUGUUGUUAGCGUUCGGGGCUCAACCGAAUACGCGGGAUCGCGCUGGACUCACACCGUUGAUGAAAGCGGCGAGACUGCCACAGGGUAUAGCUUCGGUGCUGCUUCUGCUGAGCUAUGGAGCUGACGUUAAUUCGAUGGCCGAUUCGCGACACGACUACCGGACUGUUCUGCAUUACGCGAUCCUCGGCGGCGAUCCGACGGUGAUCGAUCUGCUGCUAAAGCAAGGCGCUCGUCUCGAUCUCGGACCCGAAUAUCAGAAACCCACGGCUCUCGACCUGGCCAUUUUAAAAGGAGAUCCCUCGAUAGUACAAAUGCUGCUGAAAUCGGGUGCUGAUGUAAAUGCUACCUCGCCGAUCAUCGGAUCGCCCCUUCACGUUGCCUGCGCCGACAACAUUCCGAAUAGACUGGAAAUCCUGUCGAUGUUGCUGGAACGAGGAGCGGACCCGAACUUGGUGAUACGCAGCGACGAAGGUCCCGCGUUGAGACCGGUUCUCGCAGAAUACGUCGCUUCGAACGAGAAUCCUUCGGUCGAGGUGGUAGCCCUUUUACUCAAAUACGGGGCAAGGGUCGUCAUCAAGACGCAGUUCCGCGACCCUCACGGCAUAUUGAACUCUCUUCAGAACACGGCUGAUAAGCCACGAUUGCUGAAGGCGUUGUUGGAAGCGGCAGAAAGUUUCGAUCCUUGCAUGAUAAGAAGAUCGAGUAGUUUGACAGAUGCACAAAAAGCACUUGUGAUGAAAGCAGCACGGACUCCAUUGCCCUUGACUCAUCAAGCCAGGCUAAUAGUUCGCAAACUUUGCGGCACUAAAUUGCCCAAAAUUGUUCGUACGCUACAAUUACCUCAGUCGUUGCAUCGCUAUCUUCUCUACGAUUUUCACUGAUCCGUCGUCGGAUCCAAUCGACGUCUCGUUGCGGCUUUCUGUUCGCAGCAUGAUCGUAUCGUAUCGCACAUGGCGCAAGCGUGCUAUUGUUUCUCCUCCUUGUUCGUUGCGCUCGGUCACCAUCGCUGCCUCUCUCGGUCGACUCUUUCGUCGCUGCGUUGUUCUCGCUAUUCUUGUCUAUUCGUUGAUACGAUUCGUUUGAAAUUAUCGGUUCGCAUGUCUCGGUGUUGUUUGACCUAGCAUGUUUAAGGAACAUGUGCAUUUCGUUCGAACGUAUUUCCGACCGUGCUUGACAAAUAUAGCGAUCGAUGUCCACUGGUACAUCUUUUCAUUAUGAUUCUGAGCGUUCGUCGAUGUACCAUCCAUUUGACCGCAAUUAUGAAAUAAGAUACAGAGUCGAAUUCUAUUCCUACGAGGUAUAUAUUUUCAUUUCAGAUAGAUGUUUCAUUUGCGUCAUGAUCGAAAAUCGUUGUUCGUGAUUUUUACGUACGCUCCACUAUUACUUUCCUACCAGCGACUUAUCCACUAAACUUUUGUAUGUUUAUUUAGCACGCGUCCUAAUAUUUGUAAAUUUGUAUAUCCGCGUAAAUAGGAUAAGGGUCUGAAUAGCGCGGAUGUGUGUGUACGUUUGUCGUAUACGUAGCCGUUCUGAUACAUAUACUUACAUGUGUCAUUGUAUAUACAUAUUUUGCACACUUGUGGCGCUGCAUAAAAUUUACGAGAUGAAAUAAAAUAAACGAUAUCUCUAUGUUAUAUUAUGUAUCAUGACUAAAGAAACCGCCUCGUUUCACGAACUCUGAAUAUGUGAUUCUUUGUACAAAGUGUUUCGAAUAAUUCGAAAAAUAUGUAAAACUGAGCGGAACGAAACGGUAGAAAUUGAAUGGAAUGGGGAACGGACGGCAGACGAAAAAUGGUUGGAGAGAGGAAAACAAGGUAUCACGUGUAAAUCUGAAAAAAGAACAUAUAUAGAUGUAGAAAAAGUGUAAUAUGCGCGUGUACAACAGGCACAAAUAUACGUAGCUGGGUUGCCCACGAAA